This is a messenger RNA of Cheilinus undulatus (humphead wrasse), 11181 nucleotides long. RefSeq names its product filamin A, alpha (actin binding protein 280) (gene flna). Gene Ontology annotation, molecular function: actin filament binding. The coding region runs from base 394 to 8028 and encodes 2544 amino acids. Lineage: Eukaryota; Metazoa; Chordata; Actinopteri; Labriformes; Labridae. The transcript is spliced from 49 exons. The record is from RefSeq and is a predicted model, not a curated record. Gene Ontology annotation, biological process: actin cytoskeleton organization.
CUUUAAAAUCCUGAAGGCGCGGUCAUGACGUCAUACGUAUGAAGAGAGAGAGAGAGAGAGAGAGACUUCUUCAUGCUGACCAAUUAAGGCUCUGAGAGAGAGAGAGGAGCAGCGGAGGGACACCACUUUCUUUAGGACACCAGUCAGACCAGUACACCCAUUUUUAUCCCCCCACAGGGACUGAGAGCGCGUGGGGAGGGAGCACUCACACCCACGCACACACACCGACACACACACCCUGAGAGAGCAGAGAGAGAGCGCAGAGACACCGAACCUCCGGAUCCGGAUCACAGCAGAAAAACAGCCUCGCAGAGAAAGAGGGAGGCCCGCAGAGCCAGCAGACUCCACCCAGAAACGCAGCCAGCGAACCGAGAGCCAGCCGAGCCCAUAAAAAUGAGCGGAUCACACCCACGGCUCCACCAGAGCGCCGCGCCCGCUCCCAACGCUCUCUCAGCGGAUAAGGACGCAGAAAUGCCCGCCACGGAGAAGGACCUGGCCGAGGACGCGCCGUGGAAGAAGAUCCAGCAGAACACGUUCACGCGCUGGUGCAACGAGCAUCUGAAAUGCGUCAACAAGAGGAUCGGGAACCUGCAGACGGACCUGAGCGACGGGCUGCGGCUCAUCGGGCUCCUGGAGGUCCUGUCCCAGAAGAAGAUGUUGAGAAAGUACAACCAGAGGCCCACCUUCCGCCAGAUGCAGCUGGAGAACGUGUCCGUGGCGCUGGAGUUCCUGGACAGAGAGAACAUCAAGCUGGUGUCCAUAGACUCUAAAGCCAUCGUGGAUGGGAACCUGAAACUGAUCCUGGGUCUGAUCUGGACCCUGAUCCUGCACUACUCCAUCUCCAUGCCCAUGUGGGAUGAGGAGGAGGAGGCAGAUGACGGCAAACAGAAGACGCCGAAGCAAAGGCUGCUGGGAUGGAUCCAGAACAAGCUGCCUGAGCUCCCCAUCACCAACUUCAACAAGGACUGGCGAACGGGCCGGGCUCUGGGAGCGCUGGUGGACAGCUGCGCUCCAGGUCUGUGUCCGGACUGGGACCAGUGGGAUCAGACCAAACCAGUGGACAACGCCAGAGAGGCCAUGCAGCAGGCAGACGACUGGCUCGGCAUCCCGCAGGUUAUCACCCCCGAGGAGAUCGUUGACCCCAAUGUGGACGAACACUCCGUCAUGACCUACCUGUCCCAGUUCCCCAAAGCCAAGCUGAAGCCUGGAGCCCCCCUUCGGCCCAAACUCAACCCCAAAAAGGCCCGCGCCUACGGCCAAGGUGUGGAGCCCGUGGGUAAUGUGGUGAUGAAGAAGGCCCCGUUCACCGUGGAGACCAUCAGCGCCGGGAUGGGAGAGGUUCUGGUUUAUGUGGAGGAUCCAGCAGGACACAGAGAGGAGGCUAAAGUGACGGCAAACAACGACAAGAACAGAACCUACUCAGUUUUCUACAUCCCUAAAGUCACAGGCAUGCACAAGGUCACGGUGCUGUUUGCAGGUCAGCAUAUCUCAAAGAGCCCGUUCGAGGUUGAGAUCGGCAUGGCUCAGGGAGACUCCAGCAAAGCCACGGCUCAGGGGCCGGGAAUUGAGCCAUCAGGAAACAUCGCCAACAAAUCCACCUACUUCGACGUCUACACAGCAGGUGCCGGCGUUGGCGAGGUGGAGGUGGUGAUCAUGGACCCUGCAGGUAAGAAGAACACGGUGACCUGCACCAUCGAGGACAAAGGGAACAGCAGUUACCGCUGCACCUACAAACCCACCACAGAGGGGCAGCACAUCAUCUACGUCACCUUCGCUGGGGGGCAGAUCAGCAAGAGCCCAUUUACCGUCAACGUGGGGGAGGCCUGUAACCCCAGCCUGUGCAAAGCCAAGGGCCGCGGUCUGCAGCCGAAGGGCCUAAGGGUGAAGGAGACGGCAGACUUCAAAGUUUACACCAAAGGAGCCGGGACAGGAGAGCUCAAAGUGACCAUCAAAGGGCCCAAGGGUCUGGAGGAGCCGUGUAAGAGGAAAGACCUGGGAGACGGCGUUUAUGGGUUUGAGUACUAUCCCACCACACCAGGGACCUACAGCAUUACCAUCACCUGGGGAGGGCAGCACAUUCCCCGCAGCCCCAUUGAGGUGAAGAUCGGCGCCGAGGCAGGUCAGCAGAAGGUGAGGGCCUGGGGCCCAGGUCUGGAGGGCGGAGUCGUCGGUAAAUCAGCUGACUUUGUGGUGGAGGCUGUUGGCGACAACGUUGGUACGCUGGGAUUCUCUGUUGAAGGUCCGUCUCAGGCCAAGAUCGAAUGUGACGACAAAGGCGACGGAUCAUGUGACGUGCGUUACUGGCCCACAGAGCCCGGGGAGUACGCAGUCCACGUCCUCUGCAACAACGAGGACAUCCAGCACUCGCCCUUCAUGGCCGAGAUCGUCAACCCGCCAAGUAAAGACUUCUACCCCGACAAGGUGAAGGCGUUCGGCCCCGGCCUGCAGAGCAGCGGUCUGGCUGUGGGAAAACCCACAGAGUUCACUGUAGAUGCCAAACAGGGAGGGAAAGCUCCACUGAAGAUCCUGGCCCAGGACGGCGAAGGUUCCCCCGUGGACGUUCAGGUUAAAGAUAACGGAAACGGCACCUACGCCUGCACCUACACGCCCCGCAAACCUGUCAAGCACACCGCCAUGGUGUCCUGGGGCGGAGUCAACAUCCCUGACAGCCCGUUCAGAAUGAACAUUGGAGCCGGCUGCCAUCCUAACAAGGUGAAGGUGUCCGGACCCGGGGUGGCCAAGACCGGACUGAAGGCCUUUGAGCCCACCUACUUCACAGUGGACUGUGCAGAGGCAGGCCAAGGUGACAUCAGUAUUGGAAUCAAGUGCGCCCCUGGCGUGGUGGGACCAGCCGAGGCUGACAUCGACUUUGACAUCAUCAGGAAUGACAACGACACGUUUACGGUCAAAUACACGCCGCCUGGAGCCGGCAGCUACACCAUCAUGGUUCUGUUCGCCGACCAGGCCAUUCCAAUGACACCCAUCAGGAUUAAAGUGGAUCCUUCUCACGACGCCAGCAAAGUCAAAGCAGAAGGACCGGGACUGAGCCGCAGCGGAGUGGAGCUGAACAAACCCACCCACUUCACAGUCAACACUAAAGGAGCGGGAAAAGCCAACCUGGACUGUAACUUCAGCGGGCCGACCAAAGGGGAGGUGGUCAAAGACUUCGAGGUCGUCAACAACCACGACAACACGCACACCGUCAAAUACACACCUGUGCAGCAGGGUCCUCUGGGGGUCGCUGUGACCUACGGCGGGGACCACAUCCCUAAGAGCCCGUUCAACGUGGCUGUGGCGCCGACAGUUGACCUCAGCAAGAUCAACGUCAGCGGGCUGGGCGACAAGAUGACCGUGGGCAGAGACCAGGAAGUGACCGUCAAAUCAAAGGGUGCCGGCGGUCAAGGCAAAGUAGCUGCCAAGGUCACGGGACCAUCAGGGAAACCCAUCUCCAGUAAGGUGGAGCCGGGUCUGAGUCCAGAGACCAGCCAGGUGAAGUUCAUCCCCAGAGAGACUGGGCCGUACCAGGUGGAGCUCACCUACGAUGGAGUCCCGAUCCCCGGAUCUCCCUUCACCCCUACUGCCUACCCUGCCUCAGACCCCUCCAAGGUGCGCUGCUCCGGUCCAGGUUUGGAGCGUGCCAAAGUCGGGGAGAAGGGCGAGUUCAUUGUGGACUGUACCAACGCCGGCCCAGCUGACCUGACCAUCGAGAUCAUCUCAGACAGCGGCACGGAGGCCGAAGUCCACAUCCAGGACAACGGAGACGGGACCUACACCAUCACCUACAUCCCCCUGUACCCCGGCUCCUACACGCUGACCAUCCGCUACGGUGGCCAGGAUGUACCAAACUUCCCUGCCAGGCUCAACGUGGAGCCCGCCGUCGAUGCCAGCGGAGUCCGAGUUUUUGGACCAGGAGUGGAGGGCAAAGGAGUUUUCCGUGAGGCGACCACAGACUUCACCGUGGACGCUCGCGCUCUCACUCAGGCCGGAGGCGACCACAUCAAAACCCUCAUCAGCAACCCAUCAGGCAGCCGCACGGACGCCCUGAUCACCGACCUCGGGGACGGGACUUACAACGUGGAGUACACUCCCUACGAGGAGGGUCCUCACAGCGUGGAGGUUUGCUAUGAUGGCUCUCCGGUACCGAAGAGUCCGUUCCGUGUCGCCGUCACUGAAGGCUGCGACCCGGCUCGUGUUCGUGUGCAUGGUCCAGGUCUGAAGGGAGGAAUCACCAACAAACCCAACAAGUUCACAGUGGAAACUCGAGGAGCUGGUACCGGUGGUCUCGGUCUGGCUAUGGAGGGUCCAUCAGAGGCUAAAAUGUCCUGCACUGAUAACAAAGAUGGCAGCUGCAGCGUGGAGUACGUCCCAUAUGAGCCUGGAAAAUACAACCUGAACAUCACCUACGGAGGACAGCCGAUCAAAGGUAGCCCGUUCUCUGUGCCCGUCAGCGACACGGUGGACAGUACCAAGGUGAAGUGUCAGGGUCCAGGACUGAGCAACAACGUCAGAGCCAACAUCCCUCAGGCCUUCACGGUGGACGCCUCCAAGGCCGGAGUCGCCCCGCUGCAGGUCCGCGUGCAAGGACCCAAAGGCGUGGUGGAGCCGGUGGAGGUGGUGGAUAACGGCGACCAGACUCACACAGUGAACUACGUCCCGACCAGAGAAGGACCAUACUCUAUCAACGUGCUGUACGCCGAUGAGGAGAUCCCCCGCAGCCCCUACAAGGUGAAGGUUCUCCCCACCCACGAUGCAAGCAAGGUGCGAGCCAGUGGACCCGGCCUGAACACCACCGGAGUGCCUGCCUCUCUGCCCGUUGAGUUCACCAUCGAUGCCAAAGACGCUGGAGAGGGCCUGCUGGCCGUGCAGAUCACUGACCCAGAAGGGAAGCCGAAGAAGGCCAACAUCAGAGAUAACCACGAUGGGACUUACCUGGUGUCCUACGUUCCCGACAUGACGGGCAGGUACACCAUCCUGAUCAAAUAUGGUGGAGAUGAAAUCCCGUACUCGCCAUACAGAAUCAGAGCACUGCCAACUGGAGACGCCAGCAAGUGUACCGUCACAGUCUCAAUCGGCGGGCACGGUUUAGGCGCCGGCGUCGGCCCGACCAUCCAGAUCGGAGAACAGACAGUCAUCACCGUGGACGCUAAGGCUGCUGGGAAAGGAAAAGUGACAUGCAGUGUGUGCACACCUGAGGGGGCAGAGCUCGACGUGGACGUGGUUGAGAAUGAGGACGGCACAUUUGAUAUCUUCUACACGGCGCCGCAGCCCGGCGAGUACGUCAUCUGUGUCCGUUUUGGAGGAGAGCACAUCCCCAACAGCCCCUUCCAGGUCACGGCCCUUGAAGGAGCUCCAUCAGAACAGCUGAUGCAGCGGAACCAAAUGCCCCAGUACUACGCUCAGCAGCCCUGGGCGACAGAUCGACCGAUGGGGAUGAACGGCCUGGACGUAGCGGGGCUGAGACCGUUUGACCUGGUCAUCCCAUUCACCAUCCAGAAGGGCGAGAUCACAGGUGAGGUCAGGAUGCCGUCCGGUAACGUGGCCAAGCCCGACAUCACAGACAACAAAGACGGCACAGUCACCGUCAAAUACGCCCCGACGGAGGCCGGCCUACACGAGAUGGACAUCAAAUACGACGGCAUCCACAUCCCCGGAAGUCCUCUACAGUUCUUUGUGGACUACAUGAACAGCGGGAACGUCAGCGCCUACGGCCCGGGUCUCAUCCAUGGGACAGUCAACAAGCCGGCUGUGUUCACUGUCAACACUAAAGACGCUGGAGAGGGCGGUCUGUCUCUGGCCAUCGAGGGUCCGUCUAAGGCUGACAUCAGCUGUGUGGACAACCAGGACGGGACGUGCACCGUGUCCUACCUGCCCGUCCUGCCUGGAGACUACAGCAUCCUGGUCAAAUACAACGACAAACACAUCCCCGGCAGCCCCUUCUCUGCAAGAAUCACUGGUGAUGACUCGAUGAGGAUGUCUCACCUGAAGGUGGGCUCGGCCGCAGACAUCCCUCUGGACAUCGGAGAGCUGGACCUGAGUCAACUGACCGCCUCCCUCACCACGCCGUCGGGCCGUGAGGAGCCGUGUCUGCUGAAGAUGCUCCGUAACGGACACGUUGGCAUCUCCUUCGUCCCCAAAGAGAUCGGAGAACACCUGGUUAACAUCAAGAAGAAUGGGCGCCACAUUCCCAGCAGCCCCAUCUCUGUUAUGAUCAACCAAUCAGAGAUUGGCGACGCCAGCCGCGUGCGUGUGAGCGGGCAGGGACUUAGCGAGGCGAGGACGUUUGAGCCUGCAGAGUUCAUCAUCGACACGCGUGACGCAGGAUACGGCGGUCUGAGUCUGUCCAUCGAGGGCCCAAGUAAAGUGGACAUCAACACGGAGGACCAGGAGGACGGUACCUGUAAGGUGACCUACUGCCCCACCGAACCCGGAAACUACAUCAUCAACAUCAAGUUCGCCGACCAGCAUGUUCCAGGGAGCGCGUUCACCGUGAAGGUCACAGGUGAGGGCAGGAUGAAGGAGAGCAUCACCAGGAAGAGGAGAGCGGCGUCGGUCGCCAACGUGGGCAGCCAGUGUGACCUCAGCCUCAAGAUCCCAGAGAUCAGCAUCGCCGACAUGACGGCUCAGGUGACGAGUCCGUCCGGUCAGAUCCACAAAGCCGACAUCAUGGAGGGAGAGAACAACACCUACUGCAUCCGCUUCGUCCCAACAGAGACCGGCGUGCACACGGUGUGUGUCAAAUAUAACGGCAUGCACGUUCCCGGCAGCCCCUUCCAGUUCACCGUCGGCCCGCUUGGAGAGGGGGGGGCCCACAAGGUCCGAGCUGGAGGGCCGGGUCUGGAGAGAGCUGAGGCUGGAGUCCCUGCUGAAUUCAGUAUCUGGACCAGGGAGGCUGGAGCCGGGGGCCUCAGCAUCGCUGUGGAGGGGCCGAGUAAGGCCGAGAUCGCCUUUGAGGACCGCAAAGACGGCUCCAGUGGAGUGUCCUACGUCGUUCAGGAGCCGGGAGACUACGAGGUGUCGAUCCGUUUCAACGACGAGCACAUCCCUGACAGCCCCUUCAUCGUCCCCGUGGCCUCGCCGUCAGACGACGCUCGCCGCCUCACUGUUGCCAGUCUUCAGGAGUCCGGCCUGAAGGUGAACCACCCGGCGUCCUUCGCCGUCAGCCUGAACGGAGCAAAGGGCGUGAUUGAUGCGAAGGUGCACAGCCCGUCAGGAGCUCUGGAGGAGUGCUGCGUGACCGAGAUCGACCAAGAUAAGUACGCCGUACGGUUCAUCCCCAGAGAGAACGGCCUCUACCUGAUCGACGUCAAGUUCAAUGGCAGUCACAUCCCCGGGAGUCCCUUCAAGCUCCGCGUGGGUGAGACCGGUCAGGCCGGAGACCCCGGGAUGGUGUCGGCGUACGGACCGGGACUGGAGGGAGGAAACACAGGCACAGCCUGUGAGUUUGUGGUGAACACGAGUAAUGCCGGCCCCGGAGCGCUCGCCGUGACCAUCGACGGGCCCUCGAAGGUGAAGAUGGACUGUGUGGAGUGUCCUGAGGGGUACAGGGUCACGUACACCCCCAUGGCUCCUGGAAACUAUCUCAUUUCCAUCAAAUAUGGCGGUCCUUAUCACAUUGUGGCGAGCCCCUUCAAGGCCAGAAUCACCGGCUCUAAGCUGGUGGCGAGCCACAGUAUGCACGAAACCUCUUCGGUCAUGGUCGACCCCGUGACCCGCGCCAUCAGCUGUUCUCAGCACGGAGCUCCUGUCCAAUCAGACGCCAGCAAGGUGGUGGCGAAGGGCCUGGGUCUGACAAAGGGCUUCAUCGGUCAGAAGAACAGCUUCAGCGUCGACUGCAGCAAAGCAGGUCGUAACAUGCUGCUGGUCGGGGUGGACGGGCCUAAAGUCCCGUGUGAGGAGAUCCUGGUCAAACAUCUGGGGAACCGCCUCUACAACGUGAGCUACCAGCUGAAGGAGAAGGGAGAGUACAUCCUGGUGGUGAAGUGGGGCGACGAGCACAUCCCCGGCAGCCCCUACCACAUCGUCGUCUGAACGCCACCUCCCUCUGUGACCCCGCCUCCCCGCCCCGCUCCACAUUUAGAGCCUUAAACCACUGUUAAACCUAGAGUCUACGCCGUCAUGUUUACAGCCCCUCCCUCCAUCCCUACCUUAAGAUUUCUACACCGCGUAACCGCCAAACUGGUUUCUACACCGCGUAACCGCCAAACUGGUUUCUACACCGCGUAACCGUCAGACCGAUUUCCUCACUGCCGUCUUCCAAAGAUAAACCCGGAUUAUUCCCCCCUUUAAUCCCUAACGCGGAUUAUUCCCACCUUUAAUCCCUAACACUGAUUAUUCCCACCUUUAAUCCCUAACGCGGAUUAUUCCCACCUUUAAUCCCUAACGCUGAUUAUUCCCACCUUUAAUCCCUAACGCGGAUUAUUCCCACCUUUAAUCCCUAACACUGAUUAUUCCCACCUUUAAUCCCUAACGCGGAUUAUUCCCACCUUUAAUCCCUAACGCUGAUUAUUCCCUAACGCUGAUUAUUCCCACCUUUAAUCCCUAACGCUGAUUAUUCCCUAACGCUGAUUAUUCCCACCUUUAAUCCCUAACGCGGAUUAUUCCCACCUUUAAUCCCUAACGCGGAUUAUUCCCACCUUUAAUCCCUAACACUGAUUAUUCCCACCUUUAAUCCCUAACGCGGAUUAUUCCCACCUUUAAUCCCUAACGCUAAUUAUUCCCACCUUUAAUCCCUAACGCGGAUUAUUCCCACCUUUAAUCCCUAAUGCUGAUUAUUCCCUAACACUGAUUAUUCCCACCUUUAAUCCCUAACGCGGAUUAUUCCCACCUUUAAUCCCUAACGCUGAUUAUUCCCUAACGCUGAUUAUUCCCACCUUUAAUCCCUAACGCUGAUUAUUCCCUAACGCUGAUUAUUCCCACCUUUAAUCCCUAACGCGGAUUAUUCCCACCUUUAAUCCCUAACACUGAUUAUUCCCACCUUUAAUCCCUAACGCGGAUUAUUCCCACCUUUAAUCCCUAACGCUGAUUAUUCCCACCUUUAAUCCCUAACACUGAUUAUUCCCACCUUUAAUCCCUAACGCGGAUUAUUCCCAUCUUUAAUCCCUAACACUGAUUAUUCCCACCUUUAAUCCCUAACACUGAUUAUUCCCACCUUUAAUCCCUAACGCGGAUUAUUCCCACCUUUAAUCCCUAACACUGAUUAUUCCCACCUUUAAUCCCUAACGCAGAUUAUUCCCACCUUUAAUCCCUAACACUGAUUAUUCCCACCUUUAAUCCCUAACGCGGAUUAUUCCCACCUUUAAUCCCUAACGCGGAUUAUUCCCACCUUUAAUCCCUAACGCAGAUUAUUCCCACCUUUAAUCCCUAACGCGGAUUAUUCCCAUCUUUAAUCCCUAACACUGAUUAUUCCCACCUUUAAUCCCUAACACUGAUUAUUCCCACCUUUAAUCCCUAACGCGGAUUAUUCCCACCUUUAAUCCCUAACACUGAUUAUUCCCACCUUUAAUCCCUAACGCAGAUUAUUCCCACCUUUAAUCCCUAACACUGAUUAUUCCCACCUUUAAUCCCUAACGCGGAUUAUUCCCACCUUUAAUCCCUAACGCGGAUUAUUCCCACCUUUAAUCCCUAACGCAGAUUAUUCCCACCUUUAAUCCCUAACGCGGAUUAUUCCCACCUUUAAUCCCUAACACUGAUUAUUCCCACCUUUAAUCCCUAACACUGAUUAUUCCCACCUUUAAUCCCUAACACGGAUUAUUCCCACCUUUAAUCCCUAACGCGGAUUAUUCCCACCUUUAAUCCCUAACACGGAUUAUCCCUUUCUUUCCCGCCGUUUCUCCACCGUUCCGUUUGUUAGGGAGGACGAAGAUGCACCUUUUUAUUACUGUAAACCAGCAGACAGACGUGCCUUUUACAGAUCCAGUAAUGGACUUUUAGUAGAACUAUCUAGAAUCUUAGCCUAGCGUAGCCUAGCGUAGCUUAGCUUAGCAUGGUGUAGCAGCAGCAGGUUUUGAGCCCAGCUUUGAUGGAAGGUUUCUGUUUACACUGGAGGAGCUUCUCUCACAAACAUUUAUGAAAAUGCUGAUUCAGAUUCAUACGAACAAUGAAAGGACUAAAAACAAGCAGCGCGAGGAUAAAUAAAACGAUUUUUAAGAUCUCACCCCACUCUCAAAAAUCAAAUAUCACCUUUUUCUGACAUCACUGCAAUAAAAACAGAAUUCAUUCAGCCAGUAUCAGGUCAUUUCUCUGUUUCUGAUCUGAAAGUUGCAUGCAGACUCCUACAGAUUGUCGUAUAGUCUAAAACAUCUGCAGAAGUUUCCGUUCCAACCUAAAAACAAGAGCACCAAUGUCUAAAAGUGCAGACAUGUUUGGACCCGCGGGUAAAGAUGGAGAGGAGCAGCGGUGUCCCAGUGCAACCCGAAUAUUCAGACUCAGAAUAUUGGCUGCUUUUUAAAAUUGCAGCAAAGUUCUGCACGCUUUCUAAAUUGCACAGGUCGGGCUCUACGUUGGUACCAGCUCCAACAGGACGUCUUCUUCUCCUCUACGCCUUUCCUCAUGAAGCUGAGGCUUUCUGGUCUUUUUAUCAAAAACAUCAGGGUUUGAACAUUUCUGAUGCCGUAUUUUAGGAUAAAAAUAUCUAAAAACUGAGGAAGGGAGAUAACACGUGGGAGUUUCCCUGUCAUUUUGAUGGAUUUAAUUUUUCACUAGAGUCGAUCACUAAAACAGCCGUUUCUGUUAUUUUAAAACCUGCUGAUUUUUCCAGCCCUAUGUGAGCGUUUAUGACCUUGAAUUGUUCGUAUAAUCGCACGUUUUCCGGCUCGUUCCUUCACUCUCCGGCUCGGCCGCACGGCGGCGUUCUUUAGACAGUAACUCGAUGUUUACCUGCUGCUAGCGUGAUCCGUUUUAAAGCACUGCUGUUCACAAUCAGAGAGAAAUAUUACAGCGUCCUCACCGUUCACCGCCAGCCAGUCAAUAAAGGUUUAUGAAAAAGGGAAGUUUGUGGGCUGAAGGGCCGAGGAUGAUGACCAAAAACCAGAGAGCAGAUGUGGCUUCGCCCCCCCGCCCCCCAGCUCGCUUCGUGCCUCAUCUAUCAGAACAAAAAGAUCCUGGUCUACAGAAAAGGCUUUAACGUGUUUGUAUGACAGUAUUUUGAUACACAAUAAAGUUGUCUGAGUAUUUUUCUGUCAA